AUGGCUGCAGAUAAUAAUAAUACGAACUAUUCGUCUUCGGACGAAUGCGUUGUUCUAUCUGCAACUUCUCCCACUCGUACUUAUUCCACAGAGACCGAUGGUUCGAAACCAUCGACACCCAACCCACGAUUAUCAAAAACUGAAUUGGUUCAAAGAAAAUCUGAACGAGAUGCAAAGAAAGCAGAAGAAGAAGCAGUUAGAGCAGAGAAAAAACGUCUUAAAGACGAAUUGAAAGCGAAGAGGGCUGCAGAAAUUCAAUUGGAAAAAACACGAAAAGCCGAAGAACUUCAAUUAGAAAAACUUCGUAAAGCGGAAGAACGAGCUCGAAAAGCCGAAGAACUUCAAUUGGAAAAAGCUCGCAAAGCAGAAGAGCUUCUUUUAGAAAAAGCACGAAAAGCUGAAGAACUUCAAUUGGAAAAAGCUCGCAAAGCCGAGGAACUUCAAUUGGAAAAGGCGCGUAGAGCUGAAGAGAAAGCUCGAAAAGAAGCCGAGAUUGCAAGCAAAAAGGCUGAACAAAUUAAAAAAAAUGAACAAAAACAAGCAGCUGCACAAAAACAAGAAUUAUGUCAUAAACAAAUGGCGACGUAUAUGGAUAGGUUUUUUAAGCCUAUUGAAAAGCAGAAAGAAGGACAAACAUCAACAGGAAGUUUGAAUAGUAUCGUUCAACGAUGUACCAAUGAUUUUGACCAACUGGUUUCGAAACAGGAUGUGAGUUUCGUAUCGGACAUCAUUGAAAAUAUAAAAUCUAUGAAAAAACUCGACCUGGAAACAAAUUUACGUCCACGUCUGAACAGUGAUUCCAAUAGUAAUCAAGUCAUAAUAAUAUCAUCUUCAGCAACAACAACUGCAAAUAAUCCAUAUGUAUUAAAAACUCGAUAUAUUCAUUUUCCAGAAAAAUAUUUUAAUCGCCCACCCUAUUACGGAACAUUUAAAAAAGCUUUAAGUACGAAUGUGAAUCCAUUACAGCCUGAGGCAUCGAUUGAUAAUGUUGAUUAUGCAGUUGACUCCGAAGGCGAAUGGGAAGAACCCUGCAAAGAUGGUGAAGAACUACGAUCUGAUGCUGAUGAUUUAAGUGACGCUGAAAUAAUGGAUGACGACAGUGAUACUGAUUCAUUCAUUGUACCGCAUGGCCAUUUAUCAGACGACGAAUUAAAUGAAGAUGAACAACAACAAUCUACAUCGACAAAACAAGCUCGUGAAGCGGCUAAAACCCAUGUAUGGGACAAGAAAGUUGCACGUUUAAAUCAACAACGAGAAUUAAAACCUUUAUUCGGUUGUAUUCAUGAUCCAACAUUAGAUGAAAAAGUCAAAUUUGAAUUAUCGAAUUAUCUUCAUCAAUUUCAAAGAAUUCUCGUACCAAAAGAAAUCCUCCAGCGAGUAGAGCCGGAUGAUAAAGAACAAGAAGUAACUGAUGAAACAACGUCAAAAAAAGUAUCAAGAAAAAAAUCGUUAGUUUCUAAAAAAGUUCCACCUACAGAUCAACAGCAACAACCGGUGAUAAAUAAUCCUCUAGUUUUAACACCAACAGUUAAACGAGCUGGUUCAACAUCGAACAUCGUCGAAGGCGCAUCACCGUCAAAACGUCGCAAAAUGAACUCCAAUGAAAAUUGCUCCAUAACUGACGAUACAGAUGUGAUUAUGAUUGAUAUUGAAGCGAUGACUACAAGUAAAAUGAACGUAUUAGAAGAUGCAAGUAAUGUUUCGGACAUAAAAUCUUCGCCACUGACAAUUAUUUCCAACGAUGAAAUCAAAAUUGAUAGUACACCAAUAUGUACACUGCUCAUACCAAAACGGAAACAGCCACCGGCAUGA
This is a messenger RNA of Rotaria socialis, 1812 nucleotides long. Lineage: Eukaryota; Metazoa; Rotifera; Eurotatoria; Philodinida; Philodinidae. The record is from the annotation of a GenBank genome assembly.